Messenger RNA from Cyclospora cayetanensis, 888 nucleotides. Its product is annotated as phosphatidate cytidylyltransferase. The transcript is spliced from 7 exons. Gene Ontology annotation, molecular function: phosphatidate cytidylyltransferase activity. Gene Ontology annotation, cellular component: plasma membrane. The record is from RefSeq and is a predicted model, not a curated record. Bases 1 to 888 code for a protein of 295 amino acids. Lineage: Eukaryota; Apicomplexa; Conoidasida; Eucoccidiorida; Eimeriidae. Gene Ontology annotation, biological process: CDP-diacylglycerol biosynthetic process.
AUGAAGGCUCUAAGCCGGUUGGCGCAUGUUCCUUGGCUUCGCCGCAUUUACACCGCCUUGGCUAUCUUGAUCCCUCUGUUAGGGCUUCUGUAUGUCCCUUCGGUGGCUUGCUUUACGCUGUACUGCAUUGCGCUUCUGGCCGCCUUCGAGCACGUGAAACUCCGCAACGCGGCCCUCCAGCGGCUCGAGGAUUGGUGCACUAGGGCCCACAGAAAGCUGCAUGCAGAGGCGUCUGCGGAGAGGCAACACACAGCGAGCGAGGGCACUCAUGGCAACUGCACACAAGGGAUGCAGACAGAAUUCCAUGGCUUUUCAAGACACGCUUAUGCUUCAUGGCUGGUGUGCAGGUCUCAUGAGGCUCUGCUCUACGCAUGGGCGUCCGCUGGUUUUGAUUUGUAUUUUUUGUGCCACUUUGCGGUGCCGCUCGCAAUGGGAAGCUUCGUCCUGCGCCGCAACGCGGGGUUGCCCCUAGCGGCCUCCCUCAUCGCGAUCUCUGCUGCGGGAGACACGGGGGCCUUGUUUUGCGGCUCUGCCUUUGGCCAUCGCCGCAUCAUCAAGCGAUUGUCUCCGAAUAAAACUUUGGCAGGAGUCAUUGGGUCUUUGCUCUUCAGCUGGCUAACAGCGGCACUGUUGUGGCAUUUGGCGCAGUCUUAUCCCGCCCUUAGCGUGCGGGCGCUUCCCUUAGAGGAUUACUUGACCAUCGGCGCUUUGACAAGCGUUAUGGGCUUUUUGGGAGACUUGGUGGAGAGUGCCUACAAGCGCUGUGCUGGCGUGAAGGACUCGAGCUCGAUCUUUGGUCCUCAUGGGGGGAUGCUUGACCGCCUGGACUCGCUGGUUCUGCCUAUCCCGGCGCUCCUGCUGGUACUCGCUCUACGCGGCCAUCUCUAG